AGAGUUUUGCAGUGGUGGGGAAGGUAUACGUCACAGGCAUAAUGGCGGAGGCUGGUUGAGAAGGAGAAUUACUCCGAGAAGCGGCAUUGAAACCAACUUCAUCGCCAGCUGACUAGGUGACUGCAGGUCCGAAAAUGGCUUGCAAUUUCAGCCAGGAGAGAAAAAUCGACAAGGAGAGCAGCAAGAUCGGCGGCCUAACAUUGGAGGAUGGCGACAGCAAGAAACAAUUGUUGUCAGCCUCUAGCACGGCCACAUCCAAGCAAAAUGGCGAUCAAGCUGAAUGUGAAGACGAGCAAAUGUCUGAACAAGAUGCCACUGAGCGGCGGAGGGCAGGGCUGUUGGACCUGAAAAAUUGCGGCGGUGCGCCCUCGACACUGCCGAGGUCGACCGAGGAGCUGCCAAGAAGGAAUUUUCAGAUUCCUAGGAAAAUCAAGGAGCGGAAAGGUCUCCUUCAGCAUUUGUCUCCAGAUUCCAGAGAGUUUGAGGAAGUUGUGAAGCUUCUGUCCUCGUUCUACCUGGACGCCACAUCCCGUGGGACUUUCACCUACACCAAAGCUUCUCUCAUUCACAACGAACUCUUGGAGAAAGAGUUCAUCGAGAAGAAAAGGGAACUGAAGCAGAAUGGCAGGACAGAGGCUGAACUCGCAGAAUCCUAUGCUUUUCUGCUACCUGAUAAGAAUAAGGCUCACUGGAUUUGCGAAAAGGGUCUUUCUGUGGGACAUUCGCGGGUCAACAAUCUGGGAAGCCCUCUCAAAGGGGUUUACCUCUCAAAAUACUCAGAUUUGUUACAAAUGAAUCCAUUUGAAGUGGGUGCUGCUGGAGACAUAAUAAUAUUUAAAGUGAUGAAGGGUAAAGUGAAGACCAUAUUUGAGAACAUGCCCAAAAAUAAUCUUGAGCCGGCCCUAAAAUAUGACAGCCAUGUGUACAAAAAUGCCAGCAAAGUGACCUCAUUAUUGUCGUAUAGGGCCUUUGAGCACACUCAGCAAUACUUAUAUGAAUUUGCUUUUGAGGAGCUAAGAUCCAGGCCGAGACAUGUGCUGCCAUAUGCAGUUGUGUCUUUUCAAUACAAAGGCAAAGAGUCGGCCACGGCCACACACAGAUUAAACAGCAUGUUAUAUGAAGGGCAAAGAGUUCGACGAAGAUAUACAGUUUGGAGUGGCUCGCUGGUGAAUAAAGGAGAGGAGGUCUAUCAAGUGUACAUCCGGUCUUCAAGACUCGCUCACCUUCCUCUUAAACUGCCAGACAAGCUUGACAUCAAUAUUGCUAUGCAUAUUGAUCAAGUGAAGAGAAAGAUCCCGCCCGUUCUGCUAUCGUGGGAGGCGUACAGUGGAUCACGAGAGGUGUUGAAGUGUGGGAUGUACUGCAGCCUGUAUGAGGUCAUGGGGAAGAGUAAACAGGAAAACAAUCUCUCGGGACUACUGCACCGGCUUGAGAGAGAAAGAAUGGUUUUGGUGAAGCCAUUGAUAGACAAAGGAUUUCUCUUCCUCCUUUCGUCCUCUCAGUUGUUCGCUACCACUGAGCGACGAGGAAGAAAUGACAGGGUUUUGCAGGCACUUUUUGUUUUUCAAGAGCAAAGAAUCAUCUCAAAAUUGAUUUUGAAGAACUCUGGAGUUGAUGAGGAUCCUCCACUAGAGCCUAAAGACCCAAUCAGCCACCAACUAGAUAAUUUUGUUCCCGCCCUGCAUCAUGGUCUCCACAAGCUGCGUGCCAAUCCACCCAAAGAGCUUGCGGUGGGGCUGAAACUUCAGGCGCUGGACUACCUCAACCAGAAGGAGCAAGGUGCUAUCCGGCCCUUUCACGUUGUAGAGUACCGGCACAGUCUGGAUGAACGGACAAGCCAACACCUGGUGCCUCGUCCUAAGAAUAUGGAUUUGGCGCUGAACUCUUACAUAUAUGGUCCGGGACAGUUCCAGCUGCCUGUGGAGGCGCUGCAGCAGGGUCUGAUGGAAAGCAAACAGGAGGCAGCAUCUCAGGCAGCAUCUCCCCCAGCAGGUGCAGAAGAGUACAGUCCUGUCUCAGACUGGGGAGGGUCAGAUAGACAGGCUUCAAGCAGCAGUACAGUUGGGGUUUCUCAGUCUAACGGUGGCGCUCAGAGGACACAGAGUGAGUAUGACAAAGAAAAGAUGGAGAAAUUGCUAAAGUUGAUUCAGUUACAUAAGCGGACUUUGAGCAAGGAGGAGGGCAGCGGGCCGGAAAGAGAGGAGGACUGGGACCCCGCUGGCCUGAAGAGGAGGUUGGAGAGGGAAGGUCCUGGAAGUGUGAGCAAGUACCUUAGGACAGGUCUACUGAAUGGAGAGCCAGGGAGAGUGGUGAUGGACAGCAUGGGGCUGUGUGACACAGACCUGCGGGAGCGCGUUUCUCAGAGUGCCACCCUCCGAGACACGCAUGCCUUGCUCAAACUCUUCCUCAGCACGCUCAACAGGAUGGCCCAGAACUCUAGCACUGCCAGCAGCCAGCCUGCAAUUCUCCCCAAAGACAUAGAGGGAUACGAGCCCACCGACUCAGCCGCCCACUGUGAUCUUGACCUGCGUGGCAGGCGUGCUGAUGCAGAGCAGGUUAACCUGGAUUGCUUGGAGGAGCAAAUGGCCUGCAGCAGGAGCAGUGUGGAUGUGUACAGUCCCUCUUCCAGUCUGGAGCAGCAGCUCUCCCGUCCAGCAGAGACCUCACAUCAGAGCCACAAUCCCUGGAGCAUAUCCACCGCAGCUUUAGAGGGUGUUUGUGAACCUUUUGUUAGUGGAGGGGAGAAGCAGGGACACUCUACGGGCAAAGUAGUAGACUCUAUCCUCGACAGUGAGUUCCAGAACCUCUGCACAGGGAUUCAGAAAAUGAUGGAGGACCAACAUAUAACCUACACCCCCCAAACUCCUUUGCCACGACCUGAGGAUCAGACCAAACGGGCAAGCUCAUUCUCACCUUUUGUUUCCAAAUAUGUCUCCUCCCUGCCUGUGCAGGGCUACGUUAACAGUCUCUGUGAAAAGAUGGAUCGUAUGAUCCGUUCUCCCAGCGUGUCUUUAGAAUCUGUGGCUGUUACGUCACCACCUGCCGCUGCCCCAGUGCCCGCCCUCUUGCCACCUACUCCACCCCCUUCUGUCAUGCCAGCUCCUGCCCAACCUACGCUGCCCUCACCUGCUGCUCAUCCUCGCACUAAAACAUCAUCUCCAGUGCCUAAGUCUCAGGCUUUGUCGAGCAAGUCACAAGCUACCCUUAAACAUCCUUCAGCCAAGCAUCGCCUUGGCACUGUCAGAGAGGUCCACCUGUUUUCAGCAGAAAAAUCAGUUGACCCCAAGGGUUCAGAUGUUGUGGAAAGUCCUAUGUGUUCCCCAUCAGCAGGAAGUGCCAGGCAUCCUCCAAUCCCUUCAGUCCCAGAGAUGCCCUCUGAGCCUACUCUUGCAGGAACCUCAAGCACUGUGGGGGCCAGUGUUAUUGGACAAAUCAAGCCCGAUGUGUUGUGCACACUGAUGGAGAUCAUGCAGAAGAAUGCAGUAAAGUUUUACAUUCAGAGAGGAGAGGAGGAGAGUGAACUCUGCACUGAGAUCAAGGAGUAUUUAAGAAGUCUUGGAAACAUUGAUUGCAACCCUCAGAAUUACCUAGAAAUUAAAAGUCAGCAAAAGUUUAUGAUCAUUAUUCAGAAUGAGGAUAUCGCAGCUCAUGUACAUAAGAUCCCAGCUUUGGUGUCUCUGAAGAAGUUGCCUACAGUUUACUUUGCUGGAGUGGACAGUCUGGAUGAUGUGAAGAAUCGCACUUACAAUGAGCUCUUCGUGUCUGGAGGCCUUAUUGUGUCGGAUGAGCUCAUACUCAACCCAGACAAUAUAACACUAGAGAAGCUACAGGCAUUUCUUAAGUUCCUGGAGGAACAGGGCUCACCCUGGAAGUGGAAGGUGCACUGUAAGACGCAGAAGAAGCUUAAAGAGCUCAGCAGGUUAAACACUGAGGCCCUGAAUCUUUUGAACCUGCUGACGACAUACCAGAAGAAACACCUGGUGGAGUUUCUGCCUUAUCAUGAGUGUGAUACUCCUUCUAGGCAGGCUCCUGAUUUGGACUGUUUGGUAAAACUGCAGGCUCAACACACACAGCUUCGACACCUCAUCUUCCUCACAGAAAGGCAUGACGACACAUUCUCACAGUUCUCCGGUAGUGGAGUGAUCAUUGCGGGUAUGAAUGACAUCAUGAACAACUUCCAGAGUUUGAUCAGUGUCCCAGAAGAAGUAGCAUUGGCUGCCCUACCUGAUCCAGUGGAGCCUGAUGCAGUUCGAGAUGAGGAGGACAUGUCUAUAGACUCUGAGGAUGACAUGCUGGUUAUCAAUGAGACUUCCAUUCAGACUGAAAAUGACCUGUCGGAACCGCAGGCACCUCAGCCCCCUCCGCCUCAGACUGAUGGAUUUCGUCCUCCCCUCCCUGACCAACCCUCUUUGGACCCCAUUAUCGAUCCACUUGUGCAUCCAAACCCUACCACCUACCCUACCCAGGGCUCUUACUUGACUGAUUAUGCAGCUCUGAAGUCUGCCAUCGCUCAAUAUAAAGCUGCCAGUCAGGACGGCACCCCUAGGCCUGAAGUAGAGGACACCCUGGCCAGUUUUGGCGUGAAUCCCCACCAGAGCUACCUGUGUCCCAACUCAGCACAGUGGAGCCCUUACUCUGGUUCCCCUGCAUACCAUAUGUCCUCGGCAUAUUCAUCUCCUGUCAGCGUGGCCUCCAGGGGAUCAGAGUACAGUCAAACUGCUGCUCCUCCUGGGACUCAACCUCCUACAAACUCCUGCACCUUACCUGUUGCCCAACCACUCACCCUUCCCCUUUCCCUCCCACAGCCGUCAGUUAGCUUGGUGGAGGUGCCUCCUACUCCAGAGUCAGCCUCCUCUCUUCAGCCACCUGGUCCUGUUCCUGACAGUAUGGGAGUGCCUGGGGCGGCAACUGCUAAUCAGCAAGGACUUGCUGGCUCUCAAACUGCUAAGAUGUGUGUAGAGACUGCUUCCUCAUCCUCCGCUUCUUCCUCGUCCACUAUUCACACCACUUUUCCCUCCUACCCAGAUGCUACGCUUUUCCCAGCCCUCACUCCAAUUCCCCCUGUUCCACCGCUUUACAGCUGGGUUCCUACACCGGGAGCCCAGCAGGGAUAUGCGGCUGGACAGAGUGGGGCAGGAUUCAGCACUCUUCCUUCCACCCAAACUGAGGCUGCUAGGCCUGCAGAUGGAUCGUGGGUGGGAGACACUGAGAGCGGAACCUCUCGUGGACAAGAGGAAGAUGAUGUCCCUGCUUCAGCAACCUCUAAAGUGGGCCAGCAGGAGGGCAGUAGAGAUAAAGGAAGUGCGCUGGGUAGUUCGACCUCAUGCAGCCAAGGCAGCAAUAUUCCAGUGGACUCUUCCUCUGAGAGUCAGGGAAGCAGUCAAGCCCCUCCUACCAGGGGUGGCACUGCAAGCCGAGGACUCUUACCCAUCCCUGGAGCCACACUGGGAGCCUUGUGCCGAGGCGGACACAACAAUAGCAUGUACAAUCCCAGAGGUGGAUCAGCUGAUAUGAUGCGUGGUGGCUUCAGGGGUCGAGGAGUACCACCACAUCCCAUGAGAUCUAGACCUGGCCGGGGUCACAUCAGAGGGGGCCCGUCCUGUAACUGGGGCUAUCCCCCUGGGAGGGGAGGGGGUGGUCGGCCAGACUACUAUUCGGACUACACAUACAACUAAAUGCCAUAGGGAUGCUAUGCUCCCUCAUAGACUACUGGCAUUAGGAAUGUACAUAUUUACCAUUAAGAGCACAUCAAAAUAUCAUCAUCUGAAAUAAUAAAAAAAAAAAAUUUAAUCUGGUUUUGUAUAAAUGAGAUUGGUGACUCAGACGGUGGCCAGAUUUCCACUGUUUUCAGUAAUGCCCUUCCUAAACAAGAUGUUUGAGAAACCUUGUUCAUACCACUAUAUUUAUAUUGCCAAGAAAUGUAAUUGCCUUUCAAUGUUUCAUUUUUGUCAAUACUUUUUGUUCGGAUUUUCAAAAAAAACUGUUUGUGAACAAGGAGCAAAAUGCAGACAAUAUUUUUUUAAAGAGAGAAAGUGAGUCGUUCUUCAUUUUAGCUGUUUUUGGUUUUUUUUACAUUCUUGGUUGUACAGAUGUUCUAUUAAAACAAGGUUGUAUCAAACAUUGUGAUAUUGUGUUCAGUAUUAACUCUUGGGAAUGGUUGUACUCUUUGUACAUGUACAUAGUUAUUUAUGAUGUUAUAUAAAAAUGGUUAAGGAUUUUCUUUUCCAAUGAGGUUAAUCAA
Molecule: messenger RNA, 6241 nt
Organism: Rhinichthys klamathensis goyatoka
Lineage: Eukaryota; Metazoa; Chordata; Actinopteri; Cypriniformes; Leuciscidae
Gene: tasorb
Product: transcription activation suppressor b
Exons: 23
Coding region: 135-5675 (1846 amino acids)
Biological process (GO): negative regulation of gene expression, epigenetic; protein localization to heterochromatin
Cellular component (GO): nucleoplasm; heterochromatin
Molecular function (GO): chromatin binding
Source: RefSeq, a predicted model, not a curated record